GAAUGGGCUAAAGUUAAAAAGGACACUGAAACUGACACCUUCUGGUGUGACAGCCAGGAGCAAGGGAGUCAGGAUACAUACAGGGAGAGAGAGGCAGGGUUAUUAUUGCAUCUAUUCAAAGAGCACACGAGAGAGUCAGGUAAAGAAGGGGAUUUAUUAACCCACUCAACAAAAAGUCACAGAAACAGGAGGAUUCCUUGCUGCACCUGCUGCUCUCUUAUGGGAGAAUAAAUUCGGGAAGUACAGUGUACAAGAGCAGCCCCUUGCCCUGCCGCCUGACAAAAAGUGCAAGAGUGGAGCUGGCUUUGCACGGACCUGUGACCAGAAGUCUUCCAUGUAUUCUCUGAGUACUUGUUCCUAAUUUCUGUCCUUCUCAUUGGGAAACAUUCACACUCCUUUUGUGUAAACUGACAUCCCAGGCACACAGGAAUCAAGCCAUGAAGCAUUUUACCUCCAUUUUAUUAUGUCUAUGGAUUGCUGUCGGAGCAACAGAGGCUGCCAAAAUACUUAUUGUGCCGCCAAUAAUGUUUGAAAGCCAUUUGUAUAUAUUUAAAACCCUUGCCUCAGCACUGCAUGAGCAAGGACAUCAAACAGUUUUGCUUGUUUCUGAAGGAAGAGACAUUCCACAAUCCAGUCAUUAUCAAUUUCAGCGUUACCCAGGAAUUUUUAACAGCAGCACAUCGGAUAACUUCCUGCAGUCCAAAAUGAUGAAUAUCUUCUCUGGGAGGUUUACAGCACUGGAACUCUUUGAUAUUCUUGACCACUACUCCAUAAACUGUGAUGUCAUGGUGGGUAACCAGGGCCUCAUGCAGCGCCUGAAGCAAGAAAAAUUUGAUUUGCUCUUGGUUGAUCCUAAUGAGAUGUGUGGAUUUGUAAUAGCCAAUAUAUUGGAUGUUAAGUAUGCUGUUUUUUCUACUGGCCUUUGGUAUCCUGCUGAAGUUGGUGCUCCUGCUCCAUUAGCAUAUGUUCCUGAAUUUAACACAAUGUUAACAGACCGCAUGAACCUGCUGGACAGGAUUAAAAAUACAUUUGUUUACCUAAUUUCCCGAUUUGGGGUAAAUUUUUUAGUGCUGCCGAAAUAUGAUAGGAUAAUGAAGAAAAAUAAAAUUUUUUCAACAAGGUCCAUGUAUGAAUUAGUUCAAGGAUCUUCUCUGUGGAUGCUUUGCACAGAUAUAGCAUUGGAAUUUCCUAGACCUACACUUCCGAAUGUUGUCUAUGUUGGAGGAAUUCUGACUAAACCAGUCAGCCCCUUGCCUGAGGAGCUUCAAACAUGGGUGGACAAUGUUGAUGAGAAUGGUUUUGUUCUGGUUUCUUUUGGAGCUGGAGUCAAAUAUUUGUCUGAAGACAUUGGACAUAAACUGGCUGGGGCACUUGCAAGAUUACCUCAGAAAGUGAUUUGGCGGUUUUCUGGAAACAAACCAAGAAAUGUAGGAAACAACACCAAACUCGUUGAAUGGAUACCUCAAAAUGAUUUACUUGGUCACCCCAAAAUUAAAACUUUCCUCAGUCAUGGUGGGUUAAAUGGCAUUUUUGAAGCUAUGUACCAUGGAGUGCCUGUAGUGGGCAUCCCACUGUUUGGUGACCAUUAUGAUACCAUGACGCGGGUACAAUCCAAAGGCAUGGGAAUACUUCUCGAGUGGAAAAGAAUGACAGAGGAUUCCCUGUUUGCAUCGCUAACUGAAGUCAUUCAUAAUCAAAGUUACCAACAACAGGCAGUCAAACUGUCUAAAAUUCACAAAGACCAGCCAGGUCAUCCAGUGAGCAGGGCAGUAUAUUGGAUCAAUUAUGUACUUCGUCACAACGGAGCUGAUCAUCUGCGUGCUGCAACUUACAACAUCUCUUUCUAUCAGUACUUUUUACUAGAUAUUAUAUUACUUAUAUUUAUUGUUGUUACUAUAGCCUGGUACUGCAUUUCAGUGUUAGCAAAAAACAUGCGGAAAAACACAAGGAGCAAGGAACACAUCAGCCUCAAUGGGUACUGCCAAAAUGGCACAGCCAAUGGCAAAUAUAGAAAAAAUGGGCACAUAAAACAUGAAAAGAAGGUGAAAUGAGUACAGAGAGAGAAUUGAGUUAAAAUAUGAGGUUGAAAUAAUGCAAUUCUAAUAGUUCAUUUUAAUAAUUUUGCAAAUGCUGGAGAAGUCUUGUUUGCAUUCUUGGAAGUGAUCAAGUCCGCAGGCAUCAGUUAUGAGGAUACUGUUUUGCUACACCUUCCAAGCAAACUUUUUUUCCAAUGUGGCUCCUUCUGACCUCAGAAAUCCAAGCCAAUGUACGUUAGACUCUCCUUACACGGAAAAGCUUCAAGUGGCAUCUCUAAACACUCCCUCACUACUACAUGCACAUAAUACCAUUUUACCUAAACUAGGAAAACAAUGAAUUUGAUUUAUUCUACUGCCAUUUGUGUAACAGAAAUAUGUUGUUGCUCCAAAAACGAACCAAACGCGAACAUAAUUUUGUGGCAGUGUAUAUCAUUUCUUGUGUUUCACAUGUAUCUCUUGUGUACACUCUUUAUAAAAACAGAAAUGUAAUUUAUUAUAUAUCAAUUAUUUUCUUUUUACUUAAUAUUUUCCCAGGCAGCCCCUUAACUUAAACGGUAGAUCCGAAAUAUUGUCUGAUAGUAUUUUUCUAAAUGAAUGAUAUUUACAUUUUUCACUAAGGUUUUUCCUGUUUUCUGGAAAUAGGAUAUCAUUUUAAUAUUAAGCUUUUCAAUGUAAAUUAUUAGAAAUGUAUUCAUUUAAAGAAAUGCAUUUAGUAUUUAGCUUUAGCACAAUGAUUCAUUGUGACAUCAGGUGCUGUUCCAUUUGGAAACAUUUGUGCAGGAUACUUUCAGGAGAACACAAUCCAUCAGUUAUUUGGUGUUACAACCUUAUUUUUCCUAAAAGGUUUUAUUUUUCACAUGUUAAAUAUCUUAGUAUUGUUCAUAGCUUUAAUUAAAAAGGUGAAGCGAGAAAAUUUUGUUCCGUAAUCCAUUGUACAAUAGGGGGCAGAUUUAUUAAGGUUCGAAUUGGAAAUUAGAAUUUGAAUUUUUGAGUUGGAUUUCUGGUCAAAACUCACAAAUUCAAACUAGGAAUAAUACAAAUUCAAAUUCAAGAUUUAUCAUACCUGGACCCUGGGAACAAUUCGAAUUGACUAUUCGCCACCUAAAACCUGCCAAGUUCAUGCAAAAGUCAAUGGGAGAGGUCCAGUGACGCAUUUGAA
Xenopus laevis (African clawed frog) is the source of this 3195-nucleotide messenger RNA. RefSeq names its product UDP glycosyltransferase 8 S homeolog (gene ugt8.S). The transcript has 6 exons. Lineage: Eukaryota; Metazoa; Chordata; Amphibia; Anura; Pipidae. Gene Ontology annotation, biological process: glycolipid biosynthetic process; nervous system development; galactosylceramide biosynthetic process. Gene Ontology annotation, molecular function: hexosyltransferase activity; UDP-glycosyltransferase activity; N-acylsphingosine galactosyltransferase activity. Bases 438 to 2051 code for a protein of 537 amino acids. Gene Ontology annotation, cellular component: membrane; endoplasmic reticulum. The record is from RefSeq and is a predicted model, not a curated record.